This is a messenger RNA of Hevea brasiliensis (rubber tree), 1744 nucleotides long. Its product is annotated as phospholipase A1-Igamma1, chloroplastic-like. Gene Ontology annotation, biological process: lipid metabolic process. The coding region runs from base 113 to 1657 and encodes 514 amino acids. The record is from RefSeq and is a predicted model, not a curated record. Gene Ontology annotation, molecular function: glycerophospholipase activity. NCBI's taxonomy places the organism in Eukaryota, Viridiplantae, Streptophyta, Magnoliopsida, Malpighiales, Euphorbiaceae. The transcript is spliced from 2 exons.
ACCGAUAUAUAAGAAGACAGCCAAUAUCCUACAUCAUGUCUUACCGUGCUGGCCCCGAUCUCGCCAUAUUCUUACGGGCUUGCUUUCCUCCUAUCAAAAAUUUCAACUUCUAAUGGCACUUUGUUCAUCCAACACGCUUCUUCCUUUCAAGAAACAUGAAAUUUUCCGGUCCGAUCACUGUCUCUCUUUGCAGCUGAGACGAUCGAACUCUGUAGAUUUCGCUGCUAAUAAAACACCUGCCCUGCCCCGAGUCUUCUCCAGAACAAGCGAGUCAUUGUCUUCCAUUAUUACAGAGCUCCAAAAAGAGCAUGAGUUUGAUGAUUACACAACUAGCACUAAGCAACCAGAGAGAAAAUUGGCAGAUGUGUGGAGAGAAAUCCAUGGCCAAGAUGACUGGGUGGGCUUGCUCGAUCCGAUGGAUCAUUUUCUACGGUCAGAACUAAUCCGAUAUGGCGAGAUGGCACAAGCUUGCUACGACGCUUUCGAUUACGACCCAUAUUCCAAGUAUUGCGGAAGCUGUAGAUUCAUACGCCGUAGAUUUUUUGAGUCACUGGGAAUGACACAUCAUGGCUAUGAAGUCACUAGAUAUCUCUACGCUACAACGAAUAUCAACCUCCCCAACUUUUUCAAGCAGUCGCGGUGGCCAAAACUGUGGAGCAGCAAAGCCAACUGGAUCGGAUACGUCGCCGUAUCCAACGACGAAACCUCAAGGCGUUUAGGGCGCCGCGACAUCACCAUUGCCUGGAGGGGCACGGUGACGCGGCUAGAGUGGAUUGUUGACUUAAUGGACUUUCUGAAACCUAUUAACGGAAACAAAAUCCCAUGCCCAGAUCCAACCGUGAAGGUCGAAUCCGGGUUCCUGGAUCUCUACACGGACAAAGACGAGAACUGCCGGUUCUGCAAGUUUUCAGCUAGAGAACAGAUAUUGACAGAGGUAAAACGGCUGACAGAAAUGUACGCUACCGAGGAAGUGAGCAUCACCAUAACUGGCCACAGCCUAGGCAGCGCCCUAGCCAUAUUAAGCGCGUAUGAUAUUGUCGAAACAGGUUUGCACGUGAUGCAAGACUGCCGAGCACUACCUGUCUGUGUGUUAUCGUUUUCGGGUCCUCGGGUCGGGAAUACGAGAUUUAAGGAGCGAAUAGAGUCGCUGGGUGUAAAAGUGUUGAGGGUGGUGAAUGUGCAUGAUGUAGUGCCUAAAUCGCCAGGGUUUUUAUUCAAUGAACAAGUGCAUCCCAUUUUGAUGAAGUUGGCUGGAGGAUUGCCUUGGUGUUACUCUCAUGUUGGGGUGGAGCUGGCUCUGGAUCACAAUAACUCUCCCUUCUUGAAAGAAACUAAUGACCCGGUUUGUGCCCAUAACUUGGAGGCUCACCUGCAUUUGCUUGAUGGAUACCAUGGAAAAGGGCAUAGAUUUGUGCUGGCAAGUGGAAGGGACCCUGCAUUGGUGAACAAGGCUUCAGACUUCCUGAAAGAUCAUUAUUUGGUUCCACCAUUCUGGAGGCAAGAUGAGAACAAAGGAAUGGUCAGGAAUAACGAUGGCCGCUGGGUGCAACCUGAACGCCCUAAACUUGACGAUCACCCUUCUGACAUGCAUCACCAUCUCCACAAAUUAGGCCUUAUUAAUCACCCUGUCCCUGCAGAUAAGCCGAUUAUGGGUUAAUUGCUUGUUAUAGGAUAUAUAUACUAAACUGAUAUAUAUCCCAAACUGAUGUAAAUAUGAAGAAAAUAAUAUAUAUAUAUAUAUAUA